UUGUUAUUGGUUAUGUAUGCAUGCAGAAUAAAAACAUUAUGUAUACAUAUUAAAUGUGGUUUUUUACGUUAUGGGCGUGGUUAUAAAGUGGGCGACGGGCGUAAUAACUCGUCUCCAAGCAAAAAGACAGGAGGAAGCAGCUGCAGCUGCUAACAUGGCUCAACUAGACAGCUUCCCGGAUCCGUCUCUUUAUACUGUAAGAGCUGCCAUCAUUCUGGAUCAGGAAGGACAACGACUGUUGGCCAAAUACUAUGAUCACACUUUCUCGACUCUGAAGGAGCAGCAAGCUUUUGAGAAAGAGAUUUUUCGUCAAUCUCAGAGAUCUGAAAGUGAAGUGCUGCUUGUUGAUGGUGUCACUGCUUUGUGCCAACGUUACUCUGACAUCAUGUGUUACAUCAUCGGAGGACCACAGGAGAAUGAGCUGCUGCUGCUUACAGCCUUGACAUGUAUAUGUGAAAGCUUAUGUCACAUGCUGCACAAAAACGUGGACCGGAGUUCUCUACUGGACAACAUGGACACAGUUUAUUUGAUACUAGAUGAGGUCAUAGACCAGGGGGUAAUUCUGGAAAGUGAUUUUCAACAAGUUGUUCAAAGACUCAGCUUUAAGACAAUCUCGGAGCCUGCCUUUGGAUUUGUCUUGUUUGAUUACAUUACGGGCAAUAUGGAACAGAGUCGUGGUGGGAAAGAGCAGACAUAAAGAAUCAUUGCUGUCACUAUUCAGGAUGUCACAUGCUCGGCCUUAUUGCAAGUGUCCCAGAGGCAGAGCUGUCAAGGACUUGUCAUGUGCGUUGUUAUACAGCACUGUGUACACUGUUUGUUUGUUUUGUGUAAAUGUGCUCUUGAUUAUGACUGUUGGUCUCAUUCUCUAAAGCUCUCUGGUCUGGCGACAUUAUCUAACAUCUGUGCAUUCACUCAGUAAAGAGUAAUAAAGUAACACACUCACAUGUGGGUGAGCACACACAGGUGCUGAAAGAGCAAGCUGGGACUUCUCAGCUGCCCAGCUGACUGAUCUCCCCAUGACAACAGCAGGAGUCCAGGAUCAGAAUAGCCUGAUGAAACAGCCUUAAGGCUGAGAAACGUGUCGCUUGUUUUAAGAUGUUUUUUUAAAACCACCUUUAUAUUGACAUACAAUGUUGCCACUGUUUGCUGUGCCUGUCUCUGCUUGAGAAUUAAGCAUUGAACGACCGGUCACUGUUGGUGAAGUUUUGAGGUCCCGGGCUCCUUCUGCCACGGGGAGAUCAGUUAGCUGAGAAGUCCCAGCUUGCACCUUCAGCACCUGGGUGUGCUCAACCACAUGUGAGUGUGUUAUUAUGCACAGAUUGUACUUGGCCAUGUGGCGCCCCUGUUUUCUUUUUUAGUGUGGAAUUUGAGAAGAAGAGCCGCCUCACAGGGAGCGUCCUGGGUGAAUUCUAGAACACCUAGAUCACGCCAUCUUUCCUAUUUGGAUGAAAGUGGACACAUGUUUGUGCAUGAGAAUUGUGGACUUCCACUUCUAUAAGUUAUUUUUUAGACUUUGUGAUCAUUUGAUGGAGGAGAGUGCCCCCCUUUCACUAGUUUGGACAAUAUCUAACCUCAGUACUGCGGGGUCCCUCAGUAGGGUAAACCACCCAGUCGUUAGUUUUAAGGUUCAGGUCACAGUUGAAAAUGAAGAAUAAAUAUAGAAAUAAAGAUGAUAUGUGUGUUAGAAUCUAAUUAUAAACGUAUUAUUAUUUAAUCCGUCCUAGCUGUAUAAUUAUUAUAUAUUAUAUUAUGCAAAUAUAUGCUAAUGAGCAUGGCUGGUAUUUUUUGGUAGAAAAAGUGGCAACCAUAUCCCUCAAAGAAGUUUAAAAGGGCAACUUGUAUCUGUAGAGCUGUUCAUCUUUGUAUACAUGCUUACAUAUGUGAAGGAGAAGACACAUACAUUACAAUAUAAAACAAAAUCUGAAA
Molecule: messenger RNA, 1926 nt
Organism: Bombina bombina (fire-bellied toad)
Lineage: Eukaryota; Metazoa; Chordata; Amphibia; Anura; Bombinatoridae
Gene: COPZ2
Product: COPI coat complex subunit zeta 2
Exons: 8
Coding region: 71-697 (208 amino acids)
Biological process (GO): retrograde vesicle-mediated transport, Golgi to endoplasmic reticulum; intracellular protein transport; intra-Golgi vesicle-mediated transport
Cellular component (GO): COPI vesicle coat
Source: RefSeq, a predicted model, not a curated record